Molecule: messenger RNA, 291 nt
Organism: Peronospora belbahrii
Lineage: Eukaryota; Oomycota; Peronosporomycetes; Peronosporales; Peronosporaceae
Source: the annotation of a GenBank genome assembly
AUGUAUGCAUCUAACGACGAGGUACUGACCCUGGAGGGUCAAGUGAAGUCAUCAAUGGAUGUAAACUUUGAGGCUAACGAGGUUCAUGCACCUAACAACGAGGUACUGACCCUGGAGGGUUGGGUGAAGUCACAAGUGGAUGUUGUCUUUGAGGACAACGAGGUGCAUGCACCUGGUGACGAGGUACUGGCCCAAGAGGGUCGGGUGAAGUCACAAGUGGAUGUUGUCUUUGAGGACAGCAAGGUGCAAGCACCUCAUGGCAAGGCAAUGACCCAAGAGGGUGGGGUGUAG